This is a messenger RNA of Caenorhabditis sp. 36 PRJEB53466, 2789 nucleotides long. Lineage: Eukaryota; Metazoa; Nematoda; Chromadorea; Rhabditida; Rhabditidae. The record is from the annotation of a GenBank genome assembly.
AUGUCCGAAUUGUCCGAAGAUGAACAAUCGCUGCAGGCGCUCUUCGAUCCGGCCAAAAGAGUGGCGUCCGACAUUGAGGAAAACCGAUUUGAGCUGCGAAAAUUGCAGCCGCGUCUCCAAACGGCUAUCGCGAACCUGCAUCAAGUCACUGUCAAUGUGAAUAAGCUUGGAUUGUUCUCCUCCAACGAACAGGUCCGGGAAAAUAUCGACUUCAAAAUCCGAUUUUUGCAGAUCGAAGACAUUCCGACGAGCUCUCUUCCGUUUCUAAUGGUUCCCUGCUUUCUCGGGCUCUUCCACACCAACCUGAUCGUAGAUUCCACGGAAAAAUUGGAGGAAUUGCGAAAAGCGAAAGUUUACUUUCGAAAUUACCUGGAACGUCUUCGCAAUGUGGGCCUAAUCACGUCCAGACUUCCCUGGGAUGAUGAUGUCGCGAAGGAAGACGCGGAAAAAUUAAAAGCACCGAAACCGUCACAUGAAGAGAUUCGCAAGCAAAAAUUGGAUCGGCAUAGGCGGAAAAAAGAGCUAAAAGCGACAGAAUUGAGCAUUGAACGGCAAUUAGAGGCGGUUACGGUGGACGAGCAGAAUCUUCGGGAGCUCUUCGUCACUCAGCUGCUCUUCUGGAGCGAGCGGGCCUACGAAGAGCUGCAAUCAAUCGAGGAAGAGCUGCCGAUCCUCCGAAUGAUGGCCGAGAGAUCCGGCGGCCACGCCCCGCCCCUUCCGCCGCCCACGCACAAAGUUCCGAGCCUCAAACCGUUCGUGAUCACUCGCGACGCGCAGCAGAAGAAGGUGUUCGGCGCCGGAUACCCGGGCAUUCCGACCGUGAGCGUCGACGAGUGGUUCCAUCAAAAGUUCGGGUGCGGCGGAGCCAAUGUGCCACCGCAGAGCUCCGCGCCUCCGCCCACGCAGCAGAUUCAGUCAGUUUUUUGAAUAUUCCAGAAUUUAUUUGUAAUUUUUGUGAAUUUUCAGAGAAGGUGGUGGUGCGGGAGAAUCGGUUGAAGAAGAAGAAGAAGAGGACGAAGAUGUGGCGAGAGCGGCUGCGAUGCGUUGGGACGAAUAUAAGGACGAUCACCGGCGGGGAUGGGGAAAUACUCACAAUAAAGGCUAGAAAACUGUAUUGUAGAUCUCGAGAUGUGGCCCCACUUUUUUUGUGAAUUUGACUGAAAUAUCAACGAAAAUGCUCCGAUUUGUUCGUGUUCUUUAUUGCCAUGCAUUUUUAUCAAUUUUGUCUGCGAAUGUUCAAGGUUCCUGAAGCCUUCUUCCUAUUUUUUCUCUAUACUCCUUUGAAUUUCGUUUAGAAAAUUUUUGAAAGGUGAAAUGGCAUUCCGUAAACGAAGACACGAUUCCGGAGGCGAUUCUGAUGAGGAACGGCUGCCGAUCAAUCGCGACGACGACGAUGAGCAACUGAAAGCGGUUUGUCAGAAAAAUUUGUGUUUAACCAAAAAACCGCAUAUUCUACAGGAUCCGGCGAAAAAGUCGCGAAACCUGUGGUCGGACAUGCUGCUCGAGGAGCAACUUCAGGAGCAGGGCCAGAAGAUCAACCUGGACAAGUCGGCGAAGAAACAGCCGACGUUCUCGCGCGGUCCCGAGUCGUACGUGAUGCCGCAGGAGGAGUUUCAACGCAAAAAUCAGAAAAACGCGAAGAAAGCGGAGCGUGACGGGCCGCCGAUCGUGAUGGUCACUCCGGCGGCCGACGAUCCGUUCGCCGAUGCGCCGGAAGCGCCGACCGAGGAGUUUGGAGUGAAAAAGAACGAAAUUAAGAGGAACUCGGUGGAGAUUGAGCAGGAAAAGGGUUGGUGGGCGAAGAAGGGCGCCAACAAACGGUUCGCCGAGAGAGGCGGUCAUUUUGACAGGGAGAAGAGACAUCCCGCACCCGUUAAGGUCAGUUUGGGCCGAGAAAAGGGGAACUGCAUGCUUUUAGCUAAGCUAAAAAAGAACGAAAGAGGGGCAAUUUCAACCAAUUGUCCCCUUGAAAUACGCGUGAACAUUGCAGAAAACGUGUCAACUGAUGGCCGAGGAGUUCUCAUUGGCGGCAAUGUUGGAGGCGAAAUUCGAAGAAGACAUUGGAUUGGAGCAGUUGGGCACGGAAAUGGCGACCGCGAUGGGCGAGAAGGAUCCGGGCACGAUCGUGAAGAUUGUAAAUGCGAUCGGAAGGGACCCUUCCGUCAAACUGUUCGAGGAGACCAAGGAAAUUGAGAAGAACGGGGGCAUGAAGGUGAGUUGUAGAUUUAAUGCAGGGCUCGGCAAAAGGCCGGCCCAGGCUUUUUGAGACCUGGACUUUUGACCCACUUGGAAUGAGCCGAUCGGACCCAAACUUUGCAGACUUCUUGGACUUGGAUUAAAGUAUAUUGGUCCGAGUUUGCAAAUGGGUCAAAAGUUCAGGUCUCAAAAAGCCUGGGCCUAAAUUUGCCCAGCCCUGCAUAAAAUAAAAAAUCUGUUCUUUUAAGUUAUAAAUUAUUCUUUGCAGACAGCGGACGGAAGUCGUCGUCGUACUCCGGGUGGUGUGUUUAUAACGCUCUUCAAAAUGGAUCCGACCGUGUCGCGUGACGUCAAAAACGCCAUUUUCGGCGAUAUGCGCAACGCGGACAAGCAACGCUCCAAGACCAAGAAAAAGGGACAACAGUUCACGCGACAACUCGAAGAGGUAGACGAUUUUUACAAUUCUUCUUACAACUUUUUUUAAAUUGCAGAUGAAAAAGACGAUGGAGCUGGCGGAAAAAGCGGAAAACGAUUUGGCGAACGAGGAGUUGGGAAUGGGUGCCUUCGACGAGGAAGUGGCCAACAUCAUCUGA